Molecule: messenger RNA, 3717 nt
Organism: Phycomyces blakesleeanus NRRL 1555(-)
Lineage: Eukaryota; Fungi; Mucoromycota; Mucoromycetes; Mucorales; Phycomycetaceae
Exons: 7
Coding region: 29-3544 (1171 amino acids)
Biological process (GO): gluconeogenesis; pyruvate metabolic process
Cellular component (GO): cytoplasm
Molecular function (GO): metal ion binding; ATP binding; pyruvate carboxylase activity
Source: RefSeq, a predicted model, not a curated record
CAAGUCUUACAGUUAUAUUUCUAAUACAAUGCCACAUGCCCGAGAACACUCAGUUGAGACAAUUCGUCGUAACAGUGAGGUGAUGGGUACUCUCAGAAAGUUGAUGGUUGUCAACCGCGGUGAAAUUGCCAUCCGUGUCUUCCGCACAGCUCACGAGCUGUCGAUGAGCACAGUCGCCAUAUUUUCACACGAAGAUAGACUUUCUAUGCAUCGUUAUAAGGCUGAUGAAUCUUACCAAAUCGGAAGCGUGGGACAAUUCUCUCCAGUAGGUGCAUACCUUGCCCAAGAUGAGAUUAUUCGUAUCGCAAAGGAACACGAUGUUGCAAUGAUCCACCCUGGCUAUGGUUUCCUGGCCGAGAAUGCCGAAUUCGCUCGCAAAGUGCAGGCUGCUGGUAUCACAUUCAUUGGUCCAUCUGCCAAUGUCAUUGAAAGCUUGGGUGACAAGACCAAAGCUAGAAAGAUUGCCAUGGAUUGUAAGGUCCCUGUAGUCCCAGGUACACCAGGCCCAGUCGAAAAGUUCACAGACGCAAAAGCCUUUAUUCAACAGCACGGCUUCCCAGUAAUUAUUAAGGCUGCUAUGGGUGGCGGUGGCCGUGGUAUGCGCGUUGUUCGUGAACAGAGCGAGCUUGAAGAGGCAUUUAUGCGUGCAAAGUCUGAGGCUCUUGCUGCCUUUGGUGACGGUACAGUUUUUAUCGAGCGGUUCGUAGACAAGCCCCGCCAUAUCGAAGUUCAGCUACUAGCAGAUCGUGCCGGCAAUGUUGUUCAUUUGUUUGAGCGUGAUUGUUCAGUCCAACGUAGACACCAAAAGGUGGUCGAAAUUGCACCCGCUAAGAACCUCGAUGCUAGUGUGCGCGAAGCCAUCUUGCUUGAUGCUAUCAAGAUUGCCAAGGCUGUUGAAUAUAAGAAUGCAGGUACAGCAGAAUUUUUGGUCGAUUCCCAAAACCGUCACUACUUUAUCGAAAUCAACCCUCGCAUCCAAGUCGAGCACACUAUUACUGAAGAAAUCACUGGUAUUGAUAUCAUUGCUGCCCAAAUUCAAAUUGCUGCCGGUGCCCUUUUGCCUCAACUUGGCCUAACUCAGCAGCGUAUUCGCCAGCGUGGGUUCGCAAUUCAGUGCCGUGUUACAACAGAGGAUCCAGAAAAGAGCUUCCAACCAGAUACUGGAAAGAUUGAGGUUUACCGCUCUACCGGUGGUAAUGGUAUUCGUUUGGAUGGUGGCGCUGGUUAUGCCGGUGCAAUUAUUACCCCACACUAUGAUUCACUCUUGGUUAAAGUCACAUGCAGCGGCUCUACUUACGAAGUUGCCCGCCGUAAGAUUGUUCGUGCUCUUGUCGAAUUCCGUAUUCGUGGCGUCAAGACCAAUAUUCCUUUCCUUCAACGGUUGUUAACUCACUCAACCUUCAUGACCGGUAACUGCUGGACAACAUUCAUCGACGAUACACCCGACCUUUUCCGUUUGGUUAGGUCUCAGAACAGAGCACAGAGAUUAUUGGGUUACCUUGGUGAUGUUGUCGUCAACGGUUCCCAGAUCAAGGGCCAAGUAGGAGAACCCUCAUUGAAGGAGGAGAUUGAAGUUCCCGUUCUCAAAACUACCGCCGAUACAACUGUUCCUUGCCAAGAUGGCUGGCGUAAGAUUAUAGUCGAGCAAGGCCCCGAAGCCUUUGCCAAGGCUGUAAGAGCUUAUCCUGGAGUCUUGAUUAUGGACACUACAUGGAGAGAUGCUCAUCAGAGUCUGUUAGCCACCCGUGUUCGUACUAUGGAUCUUCUUAAGGUUGCACCCGUAACCUCCCACGCCCUUAACAAUGCAUUCGCACUCGAGUGCUGGGGUGGUGCCACGUUUGAUGUUGCUAUGCGAUUCCUAUUCGAAGAUCCCUGGGACCGUUUGAUCCAACUCCGUGCUGCAGUCCCCAAUAUCCCCUUCCAAAUGCUGUUGCGUGGUGCCAAUGCUGUUGGCUAUACAUCAUAUCCCGAUAAUGUUGUUUAUGACUUCUGUGACAAAGCAGUCAAAGCUGGCAUGGACAUCUUCCGUAUCUUUGAUUCUCUUAACUAUAUUGAAAACAUGAAGCUUGGUAUUGAUGCCGUAAAGAAGGCCGGUGGUGUAAUUGAAGCCAGUAUCUGCUACACCGGAGAUGUAUCCAACCCUGCACGUACCAAAUAUAAUAUCGACUACUAUCUCAAGCUUACCCAGCAGCUCGUCGACCAAGGUAUCCACAUUCUUGGUAUCAAAGACAUGGCUGGUUUAUUGAAACCCAAGGCUGCUAAGCAGCUUGUUGGUGCUAUUCGCAAGCGUUUCCCUGAUCUCCCGAUUCAUGUUCACACUCACGACACUGCCGGUACCGGUGUCGCUUCUAUGAUGGCUGCUGCUUCUGCAGGUGCUGAUGUCGUUGAUGUUGCUAUUGACUCCAUGUCUGGUAUGACCUCACAGCCUGCCAUGGGUGCUAUUGUUGCAGCUCUGGAACAGACUCAUCUCGGCACAGGUAUCAGCAUGGAAAAUAUCCAAGCUUUGAACUCUUACUGGGAACAAUGCCGUAUGCUAUACUCUUGUUUUGAGGCCAAUGUUAAAGCCGCCGAUUCAGGUGUAUAUGAUCACGAAAUGCCCGGAGGACAAUACACAAACCUCAUGUUCCAGUCGCAACAGCUUGGACUCGGUGCUCAGUGGCGCCAGAUCAAGCAGGCAUACAAAGAAGCCAACGAUAUCUGCGGUGAUCUCGUCAAGGUCACCCCAUCCAGCAAGGUUGUUGGCGAUCUUGCUCAAUUUAUGGUUUCUAACAGCCUUUCCGGUAAGGAUGUAGUCGACAAAGCAUCUACUUUGUCUUUCCCUACGUCAGUAGUCGAAUUCUUCCAAGGAUACCUCGGUCAGCCUUAUGGUGGAUUCCCUGAACCUCUUAGAUCGCAUAUCAUUCGUGAUCUUAAGCGUAUCAACAACAGACCUGGUGCAUCAAUGCCUCCGUUGGAUCUCGAAAAGCUUAAGGCUGAAUUGGUCGAAAAAUAUGGAAAGGGAAUUCGCGACUACGACGUCAUUUCUGCUGCACUAUACCCCAAGGUGUUUGCCGAGUACCGUAAUAUGGUCGACUUGUACGGCGAUUUAUCAGUUGUCCCCACACGGUACUUCCUUGCAAAGCCAGUAGUUGGUGAGGAGUUCCAUGUCAACAUCGAUGAAGGCAAGACCCUAAUCAUUAAGCUACUUGCUGUUGGUUCCAUUGAUUCCAACGGAAAACGCGAUGUCUACUUUGAGCUUAACGGAGAGGCGCGUGUUGUGGGUAUUACUGACAAAAAUUCCGCUAUUGAGACUAUUACACGUGAAAAGGCAGAUUCUUCCAACCCUGGUGAUGUGGCUGCUCCAAUGUCAGGUGUAGUGGUUGAGCUCCAUUGCAAACAAGGCUCCAUAAUCAAAGCUGGUGACCCUGUAUGUGUUUUGAGUGCAAUGAAGAUGGAAACAAUUGUAUCCUCUCCAGUCGGUGGUCGCGUUGAGCUGGUUCCUGUUCAAGAAGGCGACUCAUUAUCUUCUGGUGACUUGGUUGUCCGAGUGGUCAAGAACACCUAAAAUUUCUUUUUUUUUCUCAAUUCCAUUUCCCCUUGAUCCCGCUUUAGCUUGUACACAACUUUAUAUUACAAAUUGUAUUUGAUGUACUAGCCUAUGAUUUAAAUAGAAAUGUUUUGAUACGCUGGCUGUAGAAAUUAAGCAAUACAUUAAUAUACAUCAAUUUUUUUAAAGAG